AUGCUUCUUCUCCAUCACUUACAGCAUUGUGGCUUCAAUUUCCUAUUCCUCUCUGAUUCACUUUUUACGACAGAAUCGCUGCUAGCCAUCGAAGCUUCUACGUCGUGGUUUCAUCAUCUCAAUGAUUCUGUUUGGCUUCUUCUUGUGACUCAGUUCCGAUCUCGACCUUCGUCUUCUCUUGCUUCUGAUCGAUUCUCAGCCUUAACAAAGCUCAGAUACGCCUCGCCCUAUCACUGCCAUGGUUCAUAUCAUCUUCUUCAAAGAUUUACUGAAUUUGGCACACAUGCGAACCAAACGAUGGUUGUUUCGAUAUAUGAGAAUGGUUGA
Vicia faba (fava bean) is the source of this 327-nucleotide messenger RNA. The record is from the annotation of a GenBank genome assembly. Lineage: Eukaryota; Viridiplantae; Streptophyta; Magnoliopsida; Fabales; Fabaceae.